AUGGGAGGCACAAGAGGCAACAACGGCAAGAAUGUGGACCACCUCGCGACGAAGUGGCCGAAACUCCUACACCUUGAAUAUACGAAGAGGCACAACGAGGUAGCAAAGCGAGUCCAGUCAGUACUCGGGAGGCAAAUAGGACUACCCAAGGAGAAGAUAGAUGCCCACAAGAUCGAGAGUCAAGUGCAUGUAAAAUACGGAUGGAUCGCGUACGAGAUGACGGUCAAGACUCGGAAGACUAAGGAAUACAACAGGCCAGACAUCAUCCUGGCGGAUCGGCGGAGGAACACCAUAACCAUCGUGGAGAUCGUAAUCAGCAAUCAAGACAACCUAGUGGAUACUGAGAAGUUCAAGAAGCAGAAGUAUGAAGACCUUAUCGGGGACCUCAAGAUCCGGGUUAUCCCCUACGUUAUGACGUGGGAGGGAAUAGUGACGAAAGAACACAGCAAGUAUGUACGGGACCUGGGCAUAUCGGAUCGCACGGAGGCUCACGAACAACGGGUAGUGAUCCAAGAAACAGAUAAAAUAGUGAUGAGGGACAUGAAACCGAGAGAAGACUACGAUUCUGUAGAAGACCCUCGAGCCCAAACUGGAUGGAUGCCCGCGUGGAUGGCACCAGUGACGAUCGGCAAUGGACCGACGUGGAUCCCGCAACCGGUUUCAGCGUGA
Molecule: messenger RNA, 669 nt
Organism: Babesia bigemina
Lineage: Eukaryota; Apicomplexa; Aconoidasida; Piroplasmida; Babesiidae
Exons: 2
Coding region: 1-669 (222 amino acids)
Source: RefSeq, a predicted model, not a curated record